Messenger RNA from Gastrolobium bilobum, 1611 nucleotides. Its product is annotated as protein VAPYRIN-like. NCBI's taxonomy places the organism in Eukaryota, Viridiplantae, Streptophyta, Magnoliopsida, Fabales, Fabaceae. Gene Ontology annotation, molecular function: protein binding. The record is from RefSeq and is a predicted model, not a curated record. Bases 1 to 1611 code for a protein of 536 amino acids. The transcript has a single exon.
AUGGACAGGCUCAUAAGACUAGACCCAUCAAACAUAGUCCCAAUAAGGGUUGAACCAGGGCAAAAAUGUCAUGGCCAAAUCACCUUACGCAAUGUUAUGUACACCAUGCCAGUGGCCUUUAGGCUUCAACCAUUGAUCAAGACCCGUUACACAGUGAAGCCUCAAUCAGGGAUCAUAUCCCCUUUAGCCACACUAACUAUAGAGAUCCUUUAUCAUCUCCCACAAGGCUCUAAUCUCCCACACUCUUAUCCUUAUUCUGAGGACUGUUUCCUCCUACACAGUGUGGUUGUUCCUGGAGCAACCAUCAAAGAACCUUCCUCCAUGUUCGAAGCAGUCCCCAAUGACUGGUUCACCACCAAGAAAAAACAAGUCUUCAUUGACAGUGGCAUCAAAAUCAUGUUUUUAGGCUCACCCAUCUUGGCUCAACUUGUUGCAGAUGGCUCAAUGGAUGACAUAAGAGAAGUUCUUGAAUGCUGUGACCCAACAUGGAAACCCGUUGACUCAAUAGACUCACAAGGCCAUACACUACUCCAUUUGGCUAUUUCACAAAGAAGACCAGACCUUGUUCAAUUACUCUUAGAAUUCAAGCCAGAUAUAGAAGCAAGAAACCGUUCUGGUUCAACUCCACUUGAAGCAGCAUCUUCCUCAGGAGAAGCCUUAAUAGUUGAGCUUCUAUUAGCUCACAAGGCCGUUACAGAGAGAACAGAAUCAUCCACAUGGGGACCAAUUCACCUAGCAGCAAAAGAAGGACACUUAGAAGUUUUGAGGCUCUUAUUACUCAAAGGUGCAAAAGUUAACUCACUCACCAAAGAUAACAACACAGCUUUACACCUUGCAGUUGAAGAGCGUAGAAGAGACUGUGCUAGACUCCUACUGGCAAACGGUGCAAGAACAGAUAUACGCAAUGCAAGAGAUGGUGACACCCCUCUACACAUAGCAGCAGCCAUUGGUGAUGAGAACAUGGUCAAGCUCUUGCUCCAAAAGGGUGCAAACAAAGAUGUGAGAAACAUACUAGCCAAGACUGCAUAUGAUGUUGCAGCAGAGAAUGGACACACGCGCAUCUUCGAUGCGCUUCGGUUUGGGGACAGUUUAUGCGUUGCAGCGAGAAAGGGUGAGGUUAGAACAUUACAGAGAUUGCUUGAGAGUGGUGCAGCCAUUAAUGGAAGAGACCAACAUGGAUGGACAGCGUUACAUAGAGCAUGCUUCAAGGGAAGAAUAGAUGCUGUUCGUGUUCUUCUUGAGAAAGGGAUAGAUGUGGAUGCAAAGGAUGAAGAUGGUUACACUGCGUUGCACUGUGCUGCAGAGUCUGGACAUGGUGAUGUGACAGAGGUGUUGGUGAAGAAGGGUGCAGAUGUUGAGGCUAGAACCAAUAAAGGUGUUACUGCGUUGCAGAUAGCAGAGUCUUUGCAUUAUGUUGGGAUAACUAGGGUACUUCUCAAUGGUGGGGCUAGUGGGGACAAUAUUGGUCAAGUGGUAGAGCCAGAACCUGCAGUGAUUCCAGUUGAAGGUAAAAUGAUGAAGAUGAAAAUGAAGAUGAAGAAGAAGAAGAUAGGAAGAAGUGGAGAGGUUCGGGGUAGCUUUGAUCGUUCAACGGCUUUGGCUGUGCUUUAG